UACGAACUCUCCAGAGGGUUCUAAAAAGCUAAUUAUUCAUGACACACGCGUUAAAAUAUAUAUGAAGUGCAGCGCCGAAUAGGCGGGAUUGAUAUUCAUAUUCGAUUUGGUAGCGAUAUGUAAAAUUAUCCAAUUAAGAUUGGCGAGUGAAGAACGGGUGAUGCAUACCUCCAACGUCAGAGCGUCAUGAUUUGAUGAUCUAUAUUAAUGAAAAAUCCUAAUUCAAAAAUCGAUUUCUUCACUGCACAGAAUCCAUCGAUCAGAAAGCUCCGGCAACGUGGCAUUAGAGUAAAGAAACCCGACCGCGGCGCAAUGCUUCCGAUUAAAGCAUUUACUAGUGGUAGGAGAAGCUGGCGCUACACUUUAAUAUAGGAACCGACCAUUACAACCUAUGAAAACAGACCUUGUUUAACAAGAGCCAGACGGGGAGGGGACGGGGUAGAGGAAGAGAAGAGAACCGUGCCAGGGCCGCCGACUGCAUAGGGUUCGUUUAUUUCUAAUUUGCGUGCCGACGUCUUCAGCGCUUUGCCGUACAGCCAGCUGUUACGGGAGUAACCGUGGUCAGAAACGAAUAAAUAACAAGCGAGUCACGUGACCUAUUGUAUAGACUGCCUUGGACUACGAUAAGCGGCAGAGAAAAACGAGCCGAGACUCUUCGAAUUUUCGGUGCUACAGCCCCCCAGCGAUUCUGGGCGGAUUUAGAAAUACACCAGCCAGGAAGAGGAGAGGAAGAUCUACAAAAAUUCGUAUUGGCUUCAAGAUUUGAGCGUCCGAAGGUGCAAUUAUUCAGGAUGCAUCGGACCACCAAGUUACAGCUUACUGAUCUGAACCCGCAUCUGAUGUGCGCCCUGUGCGGCGGCUACUUCGUGGACGCGGCGACCAUCACUGAGUGUCUUCAUUCUUUUUGCAAGACCUGCAUUGUGCGUUAUCUCGAGAGCAGCAAGUAUUGUCCAAUAUGUGACGUCAUGGUCCACAAGACUCGACCUCUCGUUAAUGUCCGAUUAGAUAAGACGCUCCAAGACCUUGUAUAUAAACUGGUGCCUGGUCUUUUUAAAAAUGAAAUGAAACGAAGGCGAGAUUUCUUCGCAGUUAAUCCUCUGCCAGAUCCAAGUUUCGGUCUGUCGAAUGAAGAUAAGGGAGAGGUCGACGAAGGCGCCAUCUAUACUGAAGAUGACAAAAUCAGUCUUUCGUUGGAGUACAGAGACACGUCGGCGUUUAAAAAUAAUCCGGCACCUGAGGGUGAAGAUGGCAAGCAAACAGUACAGGACCACGACAAGCGCCACCUUUUGUGUCCCGCGGCCUUCACCGUUGCUCACCUCAAGAAAUUCAUCUUCAUGAAGUUCGAUUUGUCGCUCAACUAUGACGUCGAUAUCUUCCACUCAGACGAGCCGCUGAAUGACGACUACACGCUGAUGGACGUAGCCUACAUCUACACGUGGACUAGGAGGGAGCCGCUGAAGUUAUACUAUCUCAUAUUUGAGAGGGAGAUAGUUCGUAACCAGGACACAGAACACACCACAGACGCUGUACCACACAAGAAACGGCGUAUAGAGGGCGACAAAGCAAAAGACGAGGAGUCGGAUCUUUCUACUGCACCCCAGGGUCCCAAGACGCCCAGUGCUAUAGACACUGAAACUGUGCCAGUUUUGGAUAAUGAUAAAACAAUCCCUGCGCAGAGAUCAGCCACGGAUUCAUUACCUUUACCUCAAGUAAACGUGGCAACAGUGGAUGAGCCACCAGCGGUCCCUGAAAGUGGUCAUAAUAAUAAUAAUAAUAAUGGAGUCGUCUUAGAAACCGUUGCCACGGAAACUGUGCCGGUGUCGGCAUCUUCCAAUACAUUGCCAACGCCAGUGAAUAUUGCCAGCGCAUCUGCAUCUGCAAAUAAUGCAUCUGCUAAAAAUGGUGCUAGUCCUAUUGAAAGCAAUUAUCAACAAAACCAUGACUAUAUUUUACAACAAAAACAACACCAACAAGAGAAAAUGCAGCAGAAGUUUCAGAGCGAGCAUCGGGAGAUACAGCGUGUACAGGAAGAUCAACGUCAAUUUGGCAGCGAGCAAGGCCCCGCCCAGCUAGAAAAAGAAGACUCAUGGCAGCGGCAGCAACAGGCUGCGCAACAAAUAUACGACUUCCAAAACCAGUCAACGCCAGAACAAGAACAGAUGAGCUACGAGAAACCGACACAAAAUGCUCAGCAGCAUGACCAGUUCCGACACCAGGGCCAGCAAAUAACGAAACAAACACCUCGACAGCAGCAGCCACAGGAAUUACACAAUAAUCAGCAACACCAAACCCACCAACGGCAACACACUCCACAACUAAAAGUACCUCAAAUCCCCCUAAGUCAAAUAGGGGCAAAGAAACAACACGGCAGCCUGAUGUCAAACAAGCCGGACCCUACUAAAGUUUUAGGGCGUAAAAAGCCACGACAGCGCCGCCAGAAACAGUGGCCUGAAGCUCCACAGUGGCAGCAGCCCCCGGCGUCCCCCUUUCAGCCACAAGGUCUCCACAUCCCCGACCAGCAAAGACAACCCUUCGUGCAGCCUAUAAACUUUCAAGCAGCAAUCGCCAAUGGGAAUUAUGGCAUUAUUUAUUUUCCGCAGACUAGCUUCAAAAAUUUGGCAUCAUCUCAUUCGACCCAAGCCGCAGUUUUGGCGGCCGGAGGUCAACCCGGUGCAAUGACAAUACCAACCAUCAUGCCAGCUCCCAUGGCUGCUGACGUCACAGGUGCUGGAAUCAAGACGAGCCCUGAAAACUACGCCGCACACACGGACUCCGCAGAGUACAUGGAGGCCCAAGAUCUUUCCACUCUUCGCUCUGCCAGCGUAGAAGCAGAGUGCACGGUGACAUCAACUCAAGACGGAGAAGGAAAGGUUGGCCAUAGUCCGAAAAGUGAGAAACAAGAUGUGGUUUCAACAACACGGACGCCAUCGCCUCCACAGAUUGACCAAUCGAAAUCUUCCUUGCAACCAACGUCGCCACAGUCGCAGCCGCUUAACUGCAGUCGUAAAGGGAAUGGCUCGAUGUCGAAAAGCGCGCGUGUGAACGGGAUUGCCGACGCAUUGGCUUCCAAGCACUUGAAUUCUGGGAAACCUGGAGAUCCUUAUAUGGAGUGUAGCCCUUCUAAUGGUCAGAUUUCGCCCGCUGGUCCAGUUUUUAGGGUGUAGUUAUAUUUGUGUAGAAUGCCUAGACAUUGCAUUUGAUAUUUGAUUAAUUGAAGGCGCGUCAGUUGUUGUUAAAUUAUCGUGAAUGUAAUUUGAAUAGAGUUCAAAAGCAUGUAUCUUGUAAAUUUUAGAUAUUAUCUGAUAAAAAAAAACCUUUUUGAUUUUUUAUUUUUUGUCUUUCAAAAAGUGAAUGAAGGCACAUCGAUUAUUGUUAAAUUGCCGUGAAGGUAAUUUGAGUGAAGUUCUAAAGCGUGUGUUUUGUAAAUUUGGGAUAUUUUAAAAAUAAACUUUUUAGAUAUUAUUUUUUUGUCUUUCAAAAAAUUGAUACAUACAUUGUGCAAGUAUACAGAUAUUGGCCUUGUGCUUUCAAAAAUGGCACACACUGAAAAAACGUGAUCAUAUUGAAAAAUGAUGGAAGCGAGGGGCAUCUAGGUGUAUCUCCUUGUCGUAUUUGUAGAUGCAUGUUCGUUGUAUUAAGACAAAAACUUCUCAGAAAGCACGACAUUGCUGAGAUAUUGUAAAGAUUGCUGUAUUAGUUUAAUGGAACAAUUUGUUCAGCUUUUUGGGUUCAUAUCUGUUCACAAAGAUGAAGUAAAACUUGUGUACGUUGAGGCAAUAUAAGAAUGUGUUCACAAAUAUUAUGACCUCUUUAACCUAUUAAAAGAUGUAUAGAAAUGACGAAAAGAGGUAGAGGUGACAGAAAAUACAAGUUGUAUUUAGUAAGUGGUGAUUUGAUGUUUAUAUGUAAAAUAUUGAAAACUAUUCUCUUCAAAAGAGACAUACAUGUAGUAGGUGAAAUGAUCUGUAAACCAAUCUGGAUGAAACCGUAGGAAAAACUGCACGUUUGAAGAAUGUUAACGUUUUAUUUUUCAAGAAGGAAUGCAAGAUAAUUCCUGGGAAGAUUAUUAUUAUUAUCAUCAUUAUUAUUAUUAUUAUCUUCGCUAACAAAGCGAUACAGUUUAAGAAAAAUAGAACAGAAACACUUAAUAACGCACAAAAAGAACUAGAAACGCAGGAACGAGUACAUUAUACUAGUUCUCUCUAGCAGAAGUCAGCAAAGACACUGUUCGGCGUGUCAUUUCAGCUAAUCAAUGCGGAGCAACCGUAGAUGGUUUUUAUAUGGACCAAUGACAUUGGAGAAGAUGGGCGGAGGUGGACCAACUGAAUUUAAUGUGGAGAUGUAAACGUAUAUGCUUAUUGUGAACGCGAGUGUAUGUCGUGUAAAAAUAUGAGGGAGAAUGUACAAACGACUGAUGUGGUUAGAGCAAGUGCAAGCAAUGAUGUAUUGUUUUAAUUUCAUGUAUAUUACAUAUAUUUUAUCGUUUUAUGUAUGCCCAGGCAUGGCAGUUUCUAUACACCAUACGUAUUCAACAUACAUACACCAGAUAUGUGUAAAUUUUGUACAGAGAGCAUGUGCUGUGGUUUAACUAGUAUAUAACGAUUAGGUGCGAGUUGAUUAUGUUCGUUACUCAAAACGUAAUUUUGAUUUUGAUUAUCUUGUUUAAGCUCACGAGGAGCAAGAUUGAAGAUGUUUUUUUGUCUGUGACAUAUGAUCCAUUACUGCAUGACUGUUGAAAAUAAAAAUCGUCAGUUGUUUA
Molecule: messenger RNA, 4759 nt
Organism: Lingula anatina
Lineage: Eukaryota; Metazoa; Brachiopoda; Lingulata; Lingulida; Lingulidae
Biological process (GO): negative regulation of transcription by RNA polymerase II
Cellular component (GO): PRC1 complex
Molecular function (GO): promoter-specific chromatin binding
Source: RefSeq, a predicted model, not a curated record